Mytilus trossulus (common blue mussel) is the source of this 1650-nucleotide messenger RNA. RefSeq lists its product as uncharacterized. The record is from RefSeq and is a predicted model, not a curated record. Bases 1 to 1650 code for a protein of 549 amino acids. Gene Ontology annotation, molecular function: zinc ion binding; ubiquitin protein ligase activity. The transcript has a single exon. Lineage: Eukaryota; Metazoa; Mollusca; Bivalvia; Mytilida; Mytilidae.
AUGUCUGCAGAAUUAUGUGCUGGUUGUCUCCGGGAUGGUCUGGAAACUGGCGCUGACUUUUGGUGUACUACAUGUUCUGAACAUGUUUGCAAAUCAUGUGCCGAUGUCCAUAAGAAAUUACCAAGUCCACAUAAUAUAGUUAGGCGAAAUAUUCAAAAAUCACAAGACUUUCCAACACAAACUUCACUUCAUGAAAGUGCAGCUAAUGUGCAUAGAUCGUCAGAACACUGCACAUUUCAUUCGGACCAAAUACUGAAUUUAUGGUGUAAUGAACAUGAUAAAAUAAUAUGUUCCAAGUGUGAACAAGAGGAACAUUCCAACUGUACAUCUAUAAUGUCUGUCGAACAGGCAAUUAUAGAGAUUCAAGAAGGAACACAGAUUGACGAUUUAAAGAAAGAAACUUUGGACUUGAUGCAUAACAUGGAAAAAAUAAUGGGAGAAUUAAAUAACGCAUUGUCGGAAUCACUUACAGAAAAACAAAAAAUCAAAGACAAAAUAUCUGAAAUUCGGAAGCAGAUCAAUUCACAUUUGGAUUACAUAGAAGUUAAAAUAUUAUCAGAAGUUGAAGAGACGUGCAAGGAUUACACACAGAACACAAAUGAAACUGUGAGCAGCAUGAGACACAUGUAUGAAGAUCUGACCACUUGGAGGCAUAAAAUUGGCUCAGUUAGGCCACAUCAAAUCGAUUCAAAUAUGUUCAGAACCCUUAAAUUUGUGAAAUUAGAAACUGAAAGACAAAAGGCAGUUGUUGACGAUGUUCAAGAGAAAGCUAUCACUAGGAAAAUGGAAUUCACACCUUCAGAAGAAGUAAUUAAUUUUCCAGAUUCAGUCCACUCAAUGGGCACCAUUGAUGUGACAGAUACUGUCCAUACAUAUUGUCGGUCAGACUCAGAAAGAUGCAUUUCAUUAUUGAAAUCAUUUAGUUCCUCACAAUUAGGUGAAGAUGUGAGAGUUUUUCGAUGUUGCUUUAUUCCCAAUAAUCGUCUUCUUUUCUGUGCCUUCAAUGAAAACUGCUUGUAUUCUUGUAAGACUGAUGGAUCCGAUGUAAUUGUAAUGUACUUAGAUCACCAACCGCUAGGUGUCGCGAUGUGUGACAGUAGACAUGCGGUGGUCACUGUCGGCUCUGGAAUCCAACUCAUAGACACACAAACAAUGACAGUUGUAAAGCUUAUUACAGAUGACGGAAACUUCUGGGCAGUAUGUACAUUGUAUGAGAAAAUGUGGGUUAGAAGUCAAGGAUGGACACUAAGUAACAUUGAUAAAGAUAAUGGUAGAAUAAUAAAGCAAAUAAAAACAAUAUUUGAUCCCAGAGAUACAUUCAUGAACAAAUAUGGUGAUAUUUUCUGCUCAAGUAACUAUGGUGAUAAGGUCUAUAUUGUAACUUCAACUGGACAACAAAGAGAGUUCUAUUCCAGUCAUGAUCUAAAAUUACCGAAGGGAGUAGCUGUGGAUAACAAUGACAAUGUUUAUGUGGCAGGAUAUAUCACCUAUAAUAUUCAUAAAAUAUCUCCCAAUGGAGAAGGGGAGGUGAUACUAAGUUUUGAUGAUGGAAUAAGACAACCACGUGGAUUAAGUUAUAAUCGAGAAACAAAUGAACUUCUUGUUAUUCUUGACGAUGGUAAAACCGUCAAUAUAUACAAAACACAAUAG